AGAGAGAGAGAGACAAAGAAGAAAAAAAAAAAGAGUGAGCUUUUUCUUCUUCUUCUUCUUCUUCUUCUUCUGGAGAGAGAAAGCCCGUGAAUAUUUUUUUAACACAGAGAGACAGAGAGAGAGUGAGAGAGUGCUUUGGCAUUUCCGUCACAAAAACAAGCUCAAUGUGGCGGAGAAUUUAGAAUAAAGUUCAUUUUUUUUUGUUUGUCUCUGCUGACUUUGAGCAGGGUCGGCAAAUUUUUUUACCUUAUUGAAAUGCCAUCUACUUAGAAGAUCGUUGAAAAUUUUGAUCUUUGGUGAUAUACACUGUGUUUUGGUUAGAAGUGAAUUGGGUUAGACUUGAAUUGUAUUGAAAAGCUUUUAAGACUUUUGUGAAAGUGGGUUGUGUUUGUUGUGCUUCUUCUUCUUCUUCUUCUUCUCUUUUUUUUUUUUUUUUUUCAUAGAAUACAUUACAAGCUAUAAACUUUGAAGCAAAAUGGGUGACACUGAAGAAGCUAAUAGUGAUAUGAUGCAAAGGCUUCAAUCUUCAUUUGGUACUUCUUCAUCUUCCAUUUUGAAACAACCUUUAUCCAUGGACCAACUUAACAUACCCCAAUUGAGCCCUUCACUAAACCGUGCACGCCAUUUUCAACAAAAUUUUGGUGGUGACAGUGGUAAAAGAAUAGGUAUACCACCUUCACACCCUCAUCAGAUCCCACCCAUUUCACCUUAUUCUCAGAUCCCUGUGUCUAGGCCAGUGAACCAGCAAAUGGGUUCACAGAAUUUUAGUCCUGGGCCUACUCAUUCACGAUCUUUGUCACAGCCAUCAUCGUUUUUCUCGCUUGAUUCGUUGCCCCCGUUGAGCCCUUCCCCUUUUCGGGACUCCUCGUCCAUGUCUAUGUCAGAAGCUGGGGUGUCAACUGAUGUGUCAAUGGAGGAUCGGAAUGCAGGUUCGCAUUCAUUGUUGCCUCCAUCACCUUAUUCUACGAGGGGUGAUUCUCCGAGGAUUGGGGAGAGUUUGCCCCCUAGGAAAGCUCAUAGAAGGUCUAAUAGUGAUAUCCCUUUUGGGUUUUCGAGUGUGAUGCAAUCAUCACCGCCCCUUGUUCCGUUAAGGGGUCCUGCUGGUUUAGAGAGGUCGGUUUCUGGUAGAGAAAAUAUGGGGAUGGCAAAGCCGGCUCAGUUGGUUAAAAGGGAAUCGAGUUGGGAGAGAGGGGGUGAUAACAAUGCAGAAGGUAUGGGUGAGAGGAAGCCAGAAGGGGAAGUUGUGGAUGAUCUGUUUUCUGCAUACAUGAAUUUGGAUACCAUUGAUGCAUUGAACUCUUCAGGGACUGAUGAGAAGACUGGUAAUGAGAAUCGUGAGGACUUGGAUAGUAGAGCCAGUGGGACAAAGACUAAUGGAGGAGAUAGCAGUGAUAACGAAGCAGAAAGCAGUGUGAAUGAAAGUGGGGGCAGUGUGCCAAGGGGAGGACUGAAUUCUACGGCUGAGAAGAGGGAAGGGGUCAAAAGGAGUGCAGGAGGAGAUGUUGCUCCAACCACUAGACAUUACAGAAGUGUUUCUAUGGAUAGCUUCAUGGGGAAGCUGCAAUUCGGUGAUGAGUCACCUAAGAUGCCACCUUCAACCGGAACUCGUCCUGGACAACUUUCACCCAAUAAUUCAAUUGAUGGUAAUUCAAAUGCCUUUAGCUUGGAGUUUGGAAAUGGCGAGUUUAGUGGGGCAGAACUGAAGAAAAUUAUGGCAAAUGAAAAACUUGCUGAGAUAGCAUUGACUGACCCAAAACGUGCAAAGAGGAUUUUGGCAAAUCGUCAGUCAGCUGCUCGUUCCAAAGAACGAAAGAUGCGGUACAUUUCAGAGUUGGAACAUAAGGUCCAGACUUUACAGACGGAAGCUACCACAUUGUCUGCACAGCUUACAUUAUUACAGAGAGAUUCUGUUGGGCUCACAACCCAGAAUAAUGAGUUGAAGUUUCGUCUUCAAGCAAUGGAACAACAGGCACAACUCCGAGAUGCUUUAAAUGAUGCCUUAACUGCGGAGGUCCAACGGUUGAAGCUUGCUACAGCAGAGUUGGGUGGAGAGCACCCUUCUAAGUGCAUGGUUUCGCAGCUCAACCAUCAAAUGUUCCAAAUGCAGCAGCAGCAGUCAUCUACCCAGAUGAACAUUCAUCAGUUACAACACCAGCAGCAGCAACAGUCACAGCAGCAGAAUGGUAGCACAGCCUCAAAAUCUGAGUCCAUUCAAUAGAUUGUGAUUAUGAAACACGGGCUUCAAUCAGUUGGAUGGCUCUUUAUCUUAUCAAUUACUGGCUUUUAAUAUUCAGCAAUCGUUGCACAAUGCAUUCAUUCGUUAUUAUACUGUCUCCAAGGGACGUCUUUAAUGUGUGUUAAUCGUGAAUUCUACCUACAAUGUGUCCAACUCGGACUAUGUCUGUGGUAUGAAAUCAUAUACAAGUCUCAACACUAAUUUUAUAUUUUUUAUCUCUUAUUUAAUUCUGGUAGAUAUCAUGGAAUGUAGACAUUAUUGGACUUAAUUUUGCUUUUUAAGACAUUAAAAGAGUCAAAACUCUUCUGUCCUUGUUUCUUUCAGUAAAGAAUUAUGCCCCUCUAA
This is a messenger RNA of Quercus lobata, 2581 nucleotides long. Its product is annotated as transcription factor RF2a-like. Lineage: Eukaryota; Viridiplantae; Streptophyta; Magnoliopsida; Fagales; Fagaceae. Gene Ontology annotation, molecular function: DNA-binding transcription factor activity. The record is from RefSeq and is a predicted model, not a curated record. Bases 476 to 2218 code for a protein of 580 amino acids. Gene Ontology annotation, biological process: regulation of DNA-templated transcription. The transcript has 5 exons. Gene Ontology annotation, cellular component: nucleus.